Molecule: messenger RNA, 545 nt
Organism: Rotaria sp. Silwood2
Lineage: Eukaryota; Metazoa; Rotifera; Eurotatoria; Philodinida; Philodinidae
Source: the annotation of a GenBank genome assembly
GCGCAGAAAGUCGCGGGCUUUGUGUAGCUCGAACGCGGGAUGAGACAAUACGUGAAACCUACGGCAAGCCUAAUCUAGUAAUUACAUUACCAUGGAGUGCACCUGAAAUACUUCGUUUGGAAAGACAUACAGAAAAGAGUGAUAUUUAUAGCUUGGGAAUAACUUACUGGGAAUUAGCUGCACGCAACAGACCUUAUGAGAAUCAUGCAAACGAUAAUAUUCGUGCAUCUGUUCUUGCUGGUAACCGUUUGCCGAUGCCAGAAAAUACGCCAGCGAACUUUCGUGUGGUUAUCAAUAAAUGUUGGGCGCAAGAACCACAAGAUCGGCCAAGCAGUUCUGAGAUAAUCCAAAUGGUUGAAAAAUGUAUGCAAAUUCAAGGUAAUCUAUUCUCAAUGUUUUGGUGGGAUGUAGGAGGAACUUACCAUGAACCACAGUCACCAGAACUCAAUCCUGUCCGGGUUAUUCCCAGACCAAAAGCGGAACCCUUAAAAUCAUCAUCUCAAGUGAAGUUGAAAACAACAACGAAAUCAGGUAUUCCACAGUGA